Molecule: messenger RNA, 2139 nt
Organism: Trichoderma aggressivum f. europaeum
Lineage: Eukaryota; Fungi; Ascomycota; Sordariomycetes; Hypocreales; Hypocreaceae
Product: transcriptional regulator family: Fungal Specific TF
Exons: 2
Coding region: 1-2139 (712 amino acids)
Biological process (GO): DNA-templated transcription
Cellular component (GO): nucleus
Molecular function (GO): zinc ion binding; DNA binding
Source: RefSeq, a predicted model, not a curated record
AUGGCCCAUGACGCUCCUAUCCAGCGCACGGCGCCAAUCGCCAUCGCUCCCAAACCUCCUCGGCCGGAGCCACUCCCACUCCCACGCCGCCAGAACAGCUCCCACAGGUUCGAGAUAGGCCCCGCGAGCUUGCAUGGCAGGGGCUCCAUCGACUCCGGCUCAUUUCAUGGGGCUGCCGCUCCCCCGUGUCAGGCCUGUCGCUUCUCUGGCACCAGGUGUACCGUGGCCGAGGAUGACGAUGGCUGCAUGCCCUGUCAGCUCAACGGCACCGAAUGCUCGCUAGUGUCGCCGAGCCCUCAGACCCGUAAGAGGAAGCUUAACGGGGAUUCUGCCGAUGAAAGCGUCAAGAGAGGCUCCCCCGGUAUCCCCAGCCGCAGAAACCACAACUCGAGCCUCUCCAGCACCGCAGCCAGCAGCUCAUUCUUGGAAGACAUGGCCAAUGUCGGCGGCCCCACCAUGCUCAAGCGGACGCUAGGUCUCCAGGAAGACCGGUACAGCCAGUAUAUCGGCCCCACGACAGAUUUCGAGCCCUCUCUCAUCAACCUCUCUCCCUUUGACACGCAUGACGAGAGCCUCCUUGCCCGCGGCACCCUCCGCAAGGUCAGCGACUCAGACACCUUCCUCAUGCUGCCGGACCACAGCACGCCCGGCUACGACCAUGUAAUCGAGGAUCUGGACGCCAUCGAGGCCAUCGUGGCCCCCCAUGGCCGCACGCUCAUCGACCUGUAUUUCCGAGUCGUCCACCCCGGAAUGCCCAUCAUCCAGAAGACCGUCUUCAUGGAAAAGUAUGAACGAUCCUAUCGCGAGUUCUCACCACCCAUCCUCGCCGCCGUCUAUAUCCUCGCCAUCAACUGGUGGGAUCACCACGACGAACUGUCCAAGCUUCCCCGCCCCGACGUGCGUGAAUUAGAAAGGCUCGUCCGCACCACCCUCGAAGAUGCCAUGUACCGACCGAAACUGUCGACAGUCCAAGCCGGUCUGCUUCUGUCUCAGCGACCCGAGGGCGAUCAGUGGGCUCCGACUGCGCAGUUGGUCGCCAUUGCUCAAGAGCUUGGCCUCCACCUGGACUGCUCGGGAUGGAAAAUCCCACCGUGGGAAAAGGGGCUGCGAAGGCGCCUGGCUUGGGCCCUGUACAUGCAAGAUAAAUGGGGUGCUCUCGUCCACGGGAGGCCCUCUCAUAUUUUCCCUUCGAACUGGGCCGUCCGGCCGUUGCGUGCCAACGACUUUCCCGAUGUCGAAUGGGAUGAGAACGACCAGGAGGAGCGCCAGGACAUAGAAAAGGGCCGCCUUGUCUUUACACGGUUCGUGCAGUUGUCCGAGAUUCUUUCCGUGAUCCUCGACACCUUUUAUACUCUGCAAGCCAUGCAGACCGUCUCCAACGCGGGCUCCGGAGGAACACAGCUGGUCCUUUCAUUAGCGAAACCUAUCCAGCUUAGGCUCAAAGAGUGGUAUAGCGGGCUGCCCACCAAUAUUCGGCUGGAUUCGUACUCAGCAAGCAAAAUGUCGUCGAGGCUGUCGUGUAUUGGUUAUCUUCAUUUGGGAUACUUUGCAACCGAAAUCACCCUCCAUAGACGCAUCAUUCGGUCGCUGGCAUCCAACACAUCGUCGGUCGACUCCUACGUGCAGCACAUCUGCCGCAGUGCCGCCAAGGCUCGCCUGAUUUCCGCCAUGGAUUUUGUCAACCGACUGAUGUCGAAUCACAUUCAGUCGUUUUGGUAUUUCGCCUCGAAAACCAACUUUGCCCUCAUCGGAACGUUCGGAUCUUUGCUGUGGGCGACAUCGCCCGGCCGUGAAGAGGCGGAGUGGUAUAGGCGUCGACUCGGUGAAUAUCGCUGGACGUUGUCGGUCAGUUGCAAGCCGGGCCAGAGCAAGGGGUUGACGGAAUUUGCCAUGACCAUGUUGGAUAUUUCCACCGGCCUUUUGAAGCAACUUCCGGAAAAGCCAUCCAUGAGUCGCACCGGCAGCAUGGCAGACUUCUCUGCCAUGUCUAUGCCCAGUUCCUAUUCUGGCGGAGUCAACAUCUUGGGCAGCUUCAGCAACUUGCCCAGCACAGACGUCAGUAACGCCCAGAGCCCUCUUAGUGAAUCAGAGAGCAGCGACGAGGGCAUGGGAGAUGACGAUUAUGCAACGCCGAUGUAA